Messenger RNA from Grosmannia clavigera kw1407, 858 nucleotides. Its product is annotated as aldo-keto reductase. Lineage: Eukaryota; Fungi; Ascomycota; Sordariomycetes; Ophiostomatales; Ophiostomataceae. The coding region runs from base 1 to 858 and encodes 285 amino acids. The transcript is spliced from 4 exons. The record is from RefSeq and is a predicted model, not a curated record. Gene Ontology annotation, molecular function: oxidoreductase activity.
AUGGCAGCGAAAUAUACUUUGGCGACGAAGGUCAAGCUGCGGGAUGGCAAGGAGAUGCCUCAGAUCCAAUUAGGACUGUACAUGAUGUCAACGAAGGAGGCAGCGCAGUCUGUAAAAGCCGCCUUAGCCUCUGGUUACCGUGGAUUUGACUGUGCGCAGAUGUACCACAAUGAACAACAAGCUGGCAAGGCUAUUCGGAGCUUUCUACAGAGCCCAGAAGGCGCCCAUCUUGACCGCAAGGAUGUAUUUUAUACAUCAAAGCUGGCACAAAACAGCGCAGAAUACGAAGCUGUGCGACGCUCAAUUACCGAGUCUGUAACUGUGUGCGGACUUGGGUAUAUCGAUCUGUUUCUGUUGCACAGUCCAUAUGGGGGUACAGAAGCUCGCCAAACGAGUUGGCAAGCUGUGGAGGAUGCCAUCGAUGCUGGCGAGGUCCGAUCGGGUGGUGUGAGCAAUUAUGGCACGAAGCAUAUCGAUGAACUUACGGCUGUAGCGCGCAUCCCACCCGUUGUUAACCAGAUCGAAGUUCAUCCGUUCAACACACGCGCAGAUAUUCGCAAUGCCUGCGCCAAACACGACAUAAUUAUCGAGGCGUAUGCGCCGCUUGUACGCGGCAUGCGCAUGAGCCAUCCUACGAUACAAAAGCUGGCUAAGCGCCAUGGCUGCACACCGGCGCAACUCUUAGUUCGUUGGUCACUGCAGCACGGACUAGUACCCUUGCCCAAGAGUAUAAACAAACGACGUAUGACUGAAAAUGCGAAUGUGAAUGGCUUCGUUCUCUCGGACCAGGAGAUGAAGAUGCUGAAUGACCUAGACGAGUACCUUGUAACAGACUGGGAUCCAACCACCACGCGCUAA